AUGAUCGGCCAGAGGACGCUGCACUGCUUCUUCAGCCCCGCGCCGCCCAAGAAGCGCGCCCGGUCCCCGGAGCCGGGAGGAGAUGCUGAGGAAACCUCUCCGCACGCCGAGAUGAGCCAAUGGGGAGGAGCGGGCGCUUUCCCGCCGGCCAAUAGCGAGCGGGAGCUUUUUGGCUCGCGCCUGUGGGCGGGGCGCGCGCGGCUCGGCGGCCAAUGGGCGCGCGCUCGGGGUUUUGCCGCGAACGCUCCGCGUGCGGCGGCGCCGCCCCGGGGCGGGGCCUGUCCGGCCAUGGUGGCGCUGAUUUCGCUGCUGCGGCCGCGCCCGCUGCUCUCCCACAUCCCCCGCGCCCGCUGCUUCCAGGUGAGCGCCGCCAAGAAGGCCAAGGGAGAUGAGGCGGGCGCGGCGCCGUCGCUGUCGCUGAGCGAGGAGCAGCAGGAGCGCAUCCGCAAGAACAAGGAGGCGGCGCGGCGGCUGCUGGCGCAGCGGAACGUGCCCCCGGGCUUCGCGGACAGCUGGCGGCGGCAGCUGGCAGGGGAGUUCUCCAAGCCGUACUUCGUGGACCUCAUGGCGUUCGUGGCCGAGGAGAGGAAGCGCUACACGGUGUAUCCGCCCCCCGAGCAGGUCUUCACCUGGACGCAGAUGUGCGACAUCUGGGAUGUGAAGGUUGUAAUUCUGGGACAAGAUCCAUACCAUGGCCCUAACCAAGCUCAUGGGCUCUGCUUCAGUGUCCAGAAACCUGUUCCACCUCCCCCCAGUUUGGAAAAUAUUUACAGGGAGCUCUCUACAGACAUCGAGGGCUUCACUCAUCCUGGCCAUGGGGAUCUGACAGGCUGGGCCAAGCAAGGAGUGCUCCUGCUCAAUGCUGUGCUCACUGUGAGGGCUCACCAGGCCACGUCCCACAGGGAGCGGGGCUGGGAGCAGUUCACGGACGUCGUGGUGUCCUGGCUCAACAAGAACCUGAACGGGCUCGUGUUCAUGCUGUGGGGAGCCUAUGCCCAGAGGAAGGGCAGCUCCAUCGACAGGAAGCGCCACCAUGUCCUGCAGACGGUUCAUCCCUCGCCCCUCUCAGCCAACAGAGGGUUUUUCGGCUGCCAGCACUUCUCCAAGACAAAUGAAUUCCUCAAGAAAUCUGGGAAGAAGCCCAUCGACUGGAAAGCACUCUGAACCACCUCCUGGGUGUCAGGAUUUGGGUGCAGCCCCUGUGUCAGGGGUUGGCUCAUUUCUGACAAACUUCUGCUGACCUGAGAAUUGUUCUUUGGGUGUUGAUCAAUGAACAAAUGCCUAAACUUUCAUUUUAUAUAUAUAUUCUAAAAUGUUUAUUUUUCAAGAGCAUGUUGGAGUCUUCGAUGGACAACUCUGCUCUUGGAGCUGGUCUCAGCUUCAUUUGGAGCAAAAAAAUCUCUAUAAACACCAGACUUCUUUGUCAAUUUGUGGUUGUUGUAAUGGGAAUAUUUUUUCAGGCUCUGGUGAAGGGAUGUCAGUUCUUACAGGUGAAGCUGCUCAACUUUUGUACGUGCCUGGCUGCCUCCUGCCUCUUUGUCUCCUCCCAGGCAGAUCCAGGUUUCCUAUUUGGGCAUUUGGAGCUGACUCCCUGGGAGGAAAAGAAAGAUGCUCUUGGUUUUAGCUUUUUUUUUUACAGAUUUAUUACAAAAAUGGCCUCUUGGGGCUGUAAAGACAAUACACUGUCAGGAGUGUUACUUGGUGUAUCCAUGCUAUAAAGAUUUUGGGAUAAAUCCUCCCAGCAGCCAAGGGAAGGCUGUGACCAAGGCUCUGGUCAUGCUUUUGAGUUUUUUGUUGGCAUCUAGAGAGGAAAACCGGUUUUUAGGUUCUUCCUUGGUGUGCAGAUCACCUGGAUGAUGGUGAGCUGUGCUGACCAUGAACCUGGGGGUACCUGCUGAUGGCAGCAGCAAAGGUUUGUUCAUCAACAUCUCCCAGCUGAUGGGCUGAUAGUUUCAAAUUAUUUCAGAUAUUUCAAAGUCUUAAAGGGAACUUUGUGUUUUGCCACCUUAGGAGCAAAUUAAAGUUUCCACUACUGGUAGCAAUAACUACUGGGACUUCCAGGAUGAAGUGUUGGACUUCACAGUCCUGGGUUUCCAGCCUCGUCUUUGACUUUGUAGUUCCUUUAAUGGAAGUGAAGUGCCCUUUUUGUUUGGAAAUUACAAUAGUUUUUAUAGAGUGUCCCUGUAAACCUUAUUUUGGUAUUUGCUCUGAGCUAACACUAUCAGUGGUGAAGUUUACCCUGUCUGUGGCCUUGCUGUAUAUUUUGUUUGCUUGUUUUUUUUCACCAGUUUGUUUUUUUUUAAAUAAAAAUGACGUUGUUUA
Molecule: messenger RNA, 2322 nt
Organism: Myiozetetes cayanensis
Lineage: Eukaryota; Metazoa; Chordata; Aves; Passeriformes; Tyrannidae
Gene: UNG
Product: uracil DNA glycosylase
Exons: 7
Coding region: 1-1164 (387 amino acids)
Biological process (GO): base-excision repair; base-excision repair, AP site formation via deaminated base removal
Cellular component (GO): mitochondrion; nucleus
Molecular function (GO): uracil DNA N-glycosylase activity
Source: RefSeq, a predicted model, not a curated record